Messenger RNA from Coregonus clupeaformis (lake whitefish), 1273 nucleotides. It is a transcript of the gene erich2, whose product is annotated as glutamate-rich 2. The transcript is spliced from 10 exons. NCBI's taxonomy places the organism in Eukaryota, Metazoa, Chordata, Actinopteri, Salmoniformes, Salmonidae. Bases 220 to 1044 code for a protein of 274 amino acids. The record is from RefSeq and is a predicted model, not a curated record.
GAAGCUGUGGGGGUGGAGGGAGUUGACCCGUUGUCAUGGGAAUGAGACUUUUUUCUUCUCAUGUUUUAUGCGCCCUUAAACUUGCAAGCAACACAGUGAGCUAGCUAGUUACUAAGAAUCCAUCGAUAAUAGAAAGCAAAAGAUUGUUUCAUAUAGAAAUAUUUGUUGUAAAACUUUGUCGGACUGCUCGGGGUUUGGUAGUCAUCGAGAAUCGGCUAGAUGAGCAGACUAGAAUGUUUGGGGAAGUCUUCCAAGGUUCCACAGAAGCAGGUGGUCCCUGCACUUCUUGAGACACACAUGCUUAAAGAAGCAGUGGGAGCCAAGUCUUUUACUGCCACACCUGGAAGUAGCCUUCCUACACAAGCAGUAUCAAAUCCUGUGAAGGUCUCUCCACCUGGGAGAUUGGAAGUGCUCUGUGCAGGAGGUGUGAAUAACAUUAGUGUUGGGUUCGCUGGACCGCCUGUGGUCCUCAGCCAAGACCUGAAGGACAAUAAGAAACCACAGCAGUCGGUUUUAGCUGUUACAGGAGGAAGAGUGUUUAUGCAGCACCGGGCCCGAACUACCCCCUGCUCUGUGUGUGUUCCCCCUCCAGCGGAGCCCCUCCCCCCUCUUGCGCCAGAAGGGGAGGAAGAGAACACUGAGGAGGAUGAUGGUGAGGAGGAUGAUGGUGAGGAGGAUGAUGAUGAUGAGGAGGGACACAGGGCUCCGAUGGAGCUGAUGGCUGAGUUCCUCAAGUCUGUAAUGGAGAAAGACUUUGUGCUGGCAAAGAAACUGUGUCAGAUGAUUCUGAUCUAUGAACCAAAUAAUCCAGAAGCCAAACAGUUCAUUCCUCUCAUCCAGGAGAAGCUGGAGAGAGAGCAAGAGGAGAAAAGCCAAGAUAAUGAUUGUUCAGACUCCAGUGAUGAAGAUGACUCAGAGGACUCUGAGAGUGAUCAAGAUUCCGCUCAGAGCUCAGACAGCUCCUCAUCAUCAUCAUCGUCAGAUGAGGAAGAGGAGCAGAGGAGGAGACACAAACCAUGUCCACCCUCUCAUCUUUCCCAAUAGCUGUCAGUCACCAGCACACUGCCCAGUUUGACAGUCAAAAGAUCAGUUAGUUUCUUUCCCUUUCGUAUGAAUAUAUAGAUAUAGAAAUUGUGUCACUGUUUUGCAUUUCACAUUCGCACAUUCUUACAUUGCCUUGGUGAGGCCAUCACAGCACAAACACAUGGUUUCCUCAUCAACAUGUCACUGUUUAAUCUUCAUGUAAAGAACACAAUAAAGUUCAGCAUCAUGA